GCACACUUUGUAUAAGUUAGUCAUUUUCCAUUCAGCAGUGAGACAGGAUGAAGAUCGAUGUGUUAUUUCUCAGUCUUUGUGUGUUUCAUACACUCGCCUCAUCUGAUACCAGAAAAGAAGCCAUUCUGAGAGUCAUUCCCAACAGAUCCCAGUUCUUCCAGUACGGGACUGUCACUGUGAGCUGUGGGCAGCAGGGAGAGUGGAGAGUUAAGAAGAACACAUCUCAAAACAUGAACCAAGAUUGCUUCACAUCCUGGGGUGGAAUAAAUGAAUCCCUCUGUUUCACCAAUGACCUUUACCCAUCAGACAGUGGAGUGUACUGGUGUGAGUCUGCAGAAGGAGAGUGCAGAGAUGCCGUCAACAUCACAGUGACCAGUGGCUCUGUGAUCCUGGAGAGUCCUGUUCUUCCUGUGAUGGAGGGAGACAAUGUGACUCUGCGCUGUACAAACAGGAGUCCCUCGGCCUCCAAUCUCACUGAUUUCUACAAAGACGGGUUUCUGAUCAGGAGCAGCUCUACGGGAAACAUGACCAUCCACAGUGUCUCUCAAUCUGAUCAAGGACUCUACAAGUGCAGCAUCUCUGAAGCUGAAGAAUCACCAGACAGCUGGCUGAUUGUCAGAGUGUCAGACUCAGCAGUUCCCGAUGCUCCUGAGAUGUCUGUGUCCAGACUGGUAUGUCACAUAGUCGUAGGGACUCCUUACCUGGUGUCCACCAUCAUACUGGGACUCAUCUACAGAGACAGAAGAGCUCCUCGGCUUGUUGCAGAGGACAGAAGACAUGACGUCAUCAUGGAGGUGCAAUAGAUGAUGUCUGUGUCACAUUUUUAUUUGUGAAUUAGUUUGUGUGUGUUUUUAAAUUGUAUGCUCAUGAAAAACCUUUUUCUGUGUCUGACAUUUAUUUUGUCAAAAAGUGACGUGAGAUUACAAAGAAUAAAAUAAUUAAUUAAUGUAACAAAACCACUGGUAUAGUUAAGAAAGCUGCUCAGAAAUAUACUCUGGAGCCAAUGAAGGGAACUAAACAAAAAGAAAAAGAAAGUCAAAAUAAGUACUGCAUUUUUCACAGGAAGCUCGGAGCAGAGCUGUACUGGCACCAGAGAGAAGACGUCUUCUUCCUGUUGUGGUUGAGGUUAUGCAAAGAAAAGCAGCGGCCAUUUUUUAUGAGGUUAUGUAGUGGUUUUAUUUACAAACAGGUACAGGGAGAGAUUAAGAGCCACGUCCUCCAUCCAGUGGUGCAGCUUAAUUAUGGUCGUGUCGACAAGUUCACAGAAAAUAUUCUAAAAGACGAUGAUUCAAGAAGGCUCUGCCAGAUAUCAGUUCAUCUGUCACAUCCCUAUCCGCCUGUUCACCCUGCUGCCAUUUGGGAUAAGAAGCUUUUUCCCUUAGUCAUUCUUUUUUUAACUCACUUUUUUCUAGCGUAAAGGGAACUAUAUUUAAAUUUCAUUCUACAACCAUGGUUGUGAAUGACAGUAAAAUAUCCUUGAAUUGUGUUCCCGGGGAAACCUUUAAACGGAUUGGUGGUAUUGAUUUUUUUUUGUUCCCACCCAGAACUGCAGAUUCAGUCUUUUUAGAAAUAUGUCUUUAUUUAGGAAAAUAUCUGAUCUGUUACUUCUUAAAUUUUGAGGAAUUCUGUCUGAAAUGUAAUUUUUAGUGCAACUGUAUGAUAAGGUUCCCUAAAGCAACUUCUUUUAUUUUUCCUUUAAAUUAAUUAUUAUUUUUAUUUUAUUCAGGGUGUGAACUACAGGGGAGCCUCUUAAUAAGAUAUGAACUCCCCUGAAAACAUGAUUUGUGACAUUCUGGGUGGUAAUGCUGGUAAUAACAGCCCCUCCAAAAGACAUUUUAGCUUUUUAGCUGCUAGAAAAAAAUUCUUUUUAUUAUGUAAAAUGUUUUAUUUAUUUCUUUCUAGAAGAUUGUGAUGCAUGCAUUGCAGAAGAAAGUUAAAUAAUUCAUCAAAAACUGAAGGCAA
Molecule: messenger RNA, 1962 nt
Organism: Dicentrarchus labrax (European seabass)
Lineage: Eukaryota; Metazoa; Chordata; Actinopteri; Moronidae
Product: low affinity immunoglobulin gamma Fc region receptor III-like
Exons: 6
Coding region: 48-803 (251 amino acids)
Biological process (GO): cell surface receptor signaling pathway
Molecular function (GO): transmembrane signaling receptor activity
Source: RefSeq, a predicted model, not a curated record